Messenger RNA from Diceros bicornis minor, 1283 nucleotides. RefSeq names its product aminolevulinate dehydratase (gene ALAD). Bases 163 to 1098 code for a protein of 311 amino acids. Gene Ontology annotation, molecular function: porphobilinogen synthase activity; zinc ion binding. Gene Ontology annotation, biological process: heme biosynthetic process. NCBI's taxonomy places the organism in Eukaryota, Metazoa, Chordata, Mammalia, Perissodactyla, Rhinocerotidae. The record is from RefSeq and is a predicted model, not a curated record. Gene Ontology annotation, cellular component: cytosol. The transcript is spliced from 12 exons.
GAGCGCCCCGCCCCCACGUGGCCCGGGGGAGGCCAGAACGCGAACAGCGUUGGCGGGAGCGGCUGCUGGGAGCCCUUGGGAAGGCAGCGCUGAGCACACAGCAGGCACCUCAGGAGCCCUCACUUCCAGCCAGCUGGCUGCCCUGUGCCGCCACUGCCCACCAUGCAGCCCCAGUCAGUCCUGCACAGCGGCUACUUCCACCCCCUGCUUCGGACCUGGCAGGCAGCCUCCACCACCCUCAAUGCCUCCAACCUCAUCUACCCCAUCUUCGUCACGGAUGUUCCUGAUGACGUACAGCCUAUCGCCAGCCUCCCAGGAGUGGCCAGGUAUGGUGUGAACCGGCUAGAAGAGAUGCUGAGGCCCCUGGUGGAAGAGGGCCUGCGUUGUGUCCUGGUGUUUGGCGUCCCCAGCAGAGUUCCCAAGGACGAGCGGGGCUCCGCAGCCGACUCCGAGGACUCCCCGACUAUUGAGGCGGUCCGUCUGCUGCGUAAGACCUUCCCCAGCCUCCUGGUGGCCUGCGACGUCUGCCUGUGCCCCUACACCUCACAUGGUCACUGCGGGCUUCUGAGCGAGAAUGGGGCACUUCAAGCCAAGGAGAGCCGCCAGCGACUGGCAGAGGUGGCACUAGCCUAUGCCAAGGCAGGAUGUCAGGUGGUAGCCCCGUCGGACAUGAUGGACGGACGUGUGGAAGCCAUCAAGGAUGCUCUGAUGGCACAUGAACUUGGCAACAGGGUCUCUGUGAUGAGCUAUAGUGCCAAGUUUGCCUCCUGUUUCUAUGGACCUUUCCGGGAUGCGGCUCAGUCAAGCCCAGCUUUUGGAGACCGCCGCUGCUACCAGCUGCCGCCUGGAGCACGAGGCCUGGCCCUCCGAGCGGUGGACAGGGAUGUGCGGGAAGGAGCUGACAUGGUCAUGGUGAAACCGGGAAUGCCUUACCUAGACAUUGUGCGGGAGGUGAAGAACAAGCACCCUGAGCUCCCUCUUGCCGUGUACCACGUUUCUGGAGAGUUUGCCAUGCUGUGGCACGGAGCCCAGGCUGGGGCGUUUGAUCUCAAGGCUGCCGUCCUGGAGGCCAUGACCGCUCUCCGCAGAGCAGACUGAGGCCCAGAAAGAGAAUAUGACUUCCCUGUGGUCACACAAUGUACAGAGAGCUAGAACUGACCAGAGCUGGGCUCAGUCUUAUGUUGGGAUGCCCCCGGGCUGUGCCUUCUUCCUUCCCUGGCCUUCGUCUCCCAGAAGGUGUGUCCAAAGCUGAUGCCCCGCCCCUCCCCCGCUGCCUGCUUCUC